AUGGCCGACCGCAAUGCUCCGGGAGUGUCGUCACCGCACCGAUCCUCAUCCUCCGCAGCGCCCCUGGCUGGGACCACGGGCUCUGGAUCCGUCCGCUCGCGCAAUCGUCGCCCCCCCAAUCAUGGCAGCAGCAGCGAGAGUAUAACAAGAAACCAUGGUGAUCCGGUACAGAGGACUCCCGCUGCCAAAGGUAGAGAGGGAACAUCUAGUUUGGGGCAGGUGCUGGGAGAUUCCUGGGCUCAGAGCUGGUCAUCAGUCCAGGGAUUUGCAUCCUCUCUCCUCUCCGUCGCAGAGAACCCAGGCGACAUGUCUCGGCCACGAUCAGACUAUCAGUCCGACCAAAACUUUGCUUCUUCACUUUGGAAUCGAUUUCCACCGGGCAUCAGCGGCAACGCCAGCAAGAACCCCAACCAGGGAAGCUCUCCCGCUUUACGAAGCCAAAGGGUAGCCAACCGAGUGGCAGCGGGAUCGUCAGACCAGCGAAACGCUGCGCUGAUAGCUGCCAAGAGAGCUAGCGUUUUGGAAAACAGCCAAGAGAACUCACAGCCUGAAGAGUACCUAGUAUACAUCCACAAAGUCCUGCCUAAUGACACAUAUGCUGGAAUUAUCCUCCGAUACAAGUGCAUGGAGGAUGCGUUUAGGAAAGCGAAUGGCCUCUGGUCCAGGGACAGUAUUCAGGUUCGGAAAUGGGUCCUUAUUCCUGUGGAUGCCUGCGAAGUACGAGGCCGUCCUUGUGAUCCCCCGGCAGGCAAUCAAGGCCGCGGCGCCACGGAUUUCUUCGAAGCAACAACUGGGUCAAUGGCGCCACAAACUACACCCAGUGACUACUCCAAGCUAUCUAGUGAAAGGGCUACACAGGAAGAUGAGAACGCGGAAAAAGAGGCAAUGCCGUGGUCGCAUGUCAGAUGGGUCAAGAUAGACUCACUGCCUGAGCCGGUGGAGAUCGGGCGUAUUGCGCGGCAGAAAAUGGGCUACUUCCCACCACGGAGGAAAAAGGCUGUGUCUUUCUCGUCAACACCGCGACAGAGCCUUGAUACCACGGAGCAGAUAGAGCAGCCGCUACCCAGGCGACAGAGCUUAGUGGGCGACCAGCCGCCAUCGUUGAGCAGGCGUGAAUCUAUUCUCAGCCAUGGAGACGGCGAUGGGCCGGAUAUGAGACCAGCAUGGAUGCGGCGUUCGGGUGGUGUUGGCCCCUUGAGCAGGAAUAUCCGCGCUCCCGGUCCGGACAAAGAUUACUUUAACUCGUGGUUCAAGAAACAUUUUCCUGGCCUCAAUAUUGACGACCUACCAUCCAUGUCAGUGAUGGGUUCAGAGAUGGCACGACUCGGGUUUGACCGUGAGGCUGCUGGGAUCGUUGAGGGCGCCAUUCAAGAGGGGGGAGAUACGGAGUCGCCUUAUAAUCAGAAUAACGGCAUAGACAAAGCCGCAGCCGCAGUCGAGACCUGGCUCCGAACUGCAUGGGCUAAACGUUCCAUGGCCCCAUUAAUUCCACGGCAGAGGAGCGCAGCCGGACAGGAUACUGGAGACCUGAUAGAGCUGACGCCGACGCCAGGUGCCGAGGGCACACCACGCCUUGACAUGUUUGAUUCACAAAUACCAUCGCCAUUCCUUGGAAGUACAGCGGAUGCCGAUUCUAGCAUAAAGCGAUCAGGAUAG
Trichoderma breve is the source of this 1656-nucleotide messenger RNA. RefSeq lists its product as uncharacterized. The record is from RefSeq and is a predicted model, not a curated record. The transcript has 2 exons. Lineage: Eukaryota; Fungi; Ascomycota; Sordariomycetes; Hypocreales; Hypocreaceae. The coding region runs from base 1 to 1656 and encodes 551 amino acids.